Rotaria socialis is the source of this 204-nucleotide messenger RNA. NCBI's taxonomy places the organism in Eukaryota, Metazoa, Rotifera, Eurotatoria, Philodinida, Philodinidae. The record is from the annotation of a GenBank genome assembly.
AUGACUAAGGCUCCUCGACAAAAACGAGCUGAAAUCCAGCGUCUAACUAGUAUCUCUAAUCUCCGGACAAAACAAUUAUCUGGUUCUGUUGGUAAACGAGGACACGACGAACCUGACCGCAUUGAACAUUUCGAUCUUGAACUUCGACCAAGCAAAUUACACGACCUAAAAGUGGGGGAGUUCAUUAGUGGAGGAGACAGGUAA